UACACGCGUGUGCCUGCGUGUGAGUGUCGCUCACAACGGCGGAAUAUGUUGAAGCCUCGUGAAGCGUUGCUUGUGGCCCUGUGUUGUGCCUGGGUUACGUCGCUUUCCGGAGAUACAUUUCCUAACAACCCAAAACUGGCUGGUGAAGGGGGCCACUUGGUUAUCAGCACAGCUCAGGGAAAGAAUAUCAGCUUUCGCACAGGGUCGGGGCGUGGUGGUAUCCUGUUCAACGGUGAAGAUGUAGCCGCCAUGUUGGAUACGGUGAAAAAUGCUCACGCAAGACUGGCACCGAUUCUCAGCACGGACCAGAUGGGUGCAUUGUCGAACAUCAUUCCUACUGUCCAGAGCCUACAAAGCCAGGUUCUAGACCUCAGGAAUAGUACAAACUGGCUGCGUUCAGAGGUAUCCAACAUCAAAGGACGAAGACUCCGAUCGCUUCAGCGAAGUUUGGUGAGCCUGAGAACUAGGGUAACCGUUCUGGUGACGGAUCUACAGCGGGACGAAUGUGUUUCGAAUCCUUGCCAACAUGGUGGCACAUGCAUCGAUCUCUUCAAGAAGUACCAGUGUCUAUGUCGUGACAACUGGGAGGGUGCCCAGUGCGAACAGGACGUGGACGAGUGCUCUCGUUACGCUUAUAGUGACUUGGGUUGUCAGAAUGGAGGAACUUGCGUCAAUACUCCUGGAGGGUACAGAUGCCAAUGUCCUGCAGCGUACCAUGGCGUGCACUGCACGGAGCAACGUGACGACUGUGCCUCGUCGUCGUCGCAGGCCCUCUGCGGCCACGGUACCUGCAUCAGCAGAAAGAAUCAGUCGGGACAGGCGGGAUACAGCUGCAUCUGUGACCAAGGUUGGACGAAACGACCCUCCGGCGACGACCCUGCCUGCACGGAAGACGUGGACGAAUGUAGCACAGGCCGACACUUCUGCUCACGUCAGCCGCCCGUUCAGUGCAUCAACUAUCCUGGAGGAUUCACCUGCGGACCAUGCCCAGCGGGAUACAGUGGCGACGGCUUUACAUGUGUGGACAUUGAUGAAUGCCUAGUGAAUAACGGUGGCUGUUCGACUAAUCCUCGUGUGGAUUGCAUCAACACCGUUGGGUCACGUACCUGCGGACCUUGUCCACCAGGAUACGCGGGUGAUGGUGUCCGCUGUAGUUAUGUCGGUCUGUGCUACAAUAACAAUGGAGGUUGUAGCGUGAACGCCAUUUGUGUCGAACACUCGGGAACAUUCCGCGAAUGUCGGUGUCAAGCAGGGUUCGUGGGCCACGGCGUCGGGCCUGCAGGUUGCUUGCCUGCCCCUAACAACACAGGAGUGAUGCAACCUGUCGGACCCAGUCUCAGGGACCCGUGCACUCCUAAUCCCUGCCAGCAUGGUUUCUGUCUGCCAACCUCAACUCCCACAGGUCAGAGUACAUUCCACUGUUCCUGUAGCAGUGGCUACAGUGGUCCACUGUGCGACGCCAUUGUGGAUUCUUGCAAUAGUUCUCCCUGUGAGAACAACGGCACAUGCGUGAACAGAGCGGACGGGUACCAGUGUACCUGCACUGCAGAAUGGACAGGCAUCAACUGCGAACAUCCAAGACAGGACUGCGGCGGGUCGCUCAUCGGUACCAACGGCACACUGAUGUACCCGCUCACAGCAGACACGUACGCGCAUCGCAGGCACUGUGUUUGGCACAUCCACACAAUACUUGGAAAGGUGAUCAACAUUAUUUUUACCAAGUUCAGCUUGGAAGAAGGCCAUGAAUGUGCCUUCGACUUCCUCGAGAUCCACGACGGGGAAACAAUCUCCUCUCCCCUUGUAGGGCGUUACUGUGGAACGAGCAUGAAGGGCAAAAAUCUUACUUCGACGCACACGGUCAUAACACUCUGGCUUAAAACAGAUCACUCCGUAUCUGGGGAAGGCUUUGCGCUCAACUGGACUGCUGUCGAUCCAGUGUGCGGGAAAGCCCUAGACGAAGCCGACGUGGGAUCCGUCCAGUCUCCUGGUUACCCUGGCAACUACCCGUCUUCAAGAGAUUGCUUCUGGACUGUCAGAGUACCUGUUGGGAAGAGAAUACAGUUUCAUUUCGCCACGCUACAAUUAGAGCACCACAACAACUGCAACUUCGACUUCUUGAAGAUCUACGACGGUGCCUCCGAGAAUGACCAGUUGCUUGGUAGUUACUGCAGUACCGGUAUUCCCUCGCCUGUCAUGACGGCAGGUCAUCUGGCACUACUGCACUUCCACAGCGAUAACUCUCAGACGGACACUGGAUUCCAUGUCACCUACGCUUCGGUUCCUGGUGUACCAGGAUGUGGUGGUCUGCUGUCUGGAACGAAAGGACGCUUCACUUCUCCCAAUUACCCAGAGAGCUACAAUCACAACAUCGUUUGCGAAUGGGAGAUCAGAGUCCCCUUAAAUGAACGCGUGGAGCUGACAUUCGAGGAUUUCGAGUUGGAAUCCGGACGGUCAUGUCGAUGGGACUACGUAGAGAUAUUUGACGGACCGGAUGACAGUAGCGAACUGAAAGGCCGCUUCUGUGGAUCCACUGGGCCACAGCACAUCAAGUCUUCGGGCAGUCGAAUGUUCGUGCGCUUCAAGACCGACGGUAGUAACGCACAGCGGGGUUUCAACGCCGUUUACAUCGCAGCCUGCGGUGGCCGCUACACGGAUCUGAACGGCACGCUAAUGUCACCUGGCUACCCGAACGAGUACCAAGGAAACCGAAACUGCAACUACUCGAUCGAAGUUCCACUGAACAACGCCAUACAGCUUACCUUUCAAAUGCUGGACAUUGAGGAAUCCGGCCACUGCCGCUUCGACUACGUUAAGGUUUGGGAACCAUUCAUAAACGGCACGAAUGAACUCGCUAAACUGUGUGGACGCACUCCUCCAGAUCCAAUCACAUCAACCCUGAACCACAUGUACCUCCUCUUCCACUCUGACCACUCUGUGCACCGGCAGGGAUUCUACGCCAAUUAUACGACCAUACCCACAGACUGUGGCGGCGUGCUCACAACAGCUGGAACCCUUCAAAGUCCAGCUACGCAACAGGGCCAGUAUCCCCAUAACUCCCGGUGCAGUUGGAUACUACGCGCGCCACCAGGAUUUGUUGUACGCCUCACAUUCGCGGGGUUCAUCCUGGAGGCCUCCGGCGACUGCAAAUACGACUACGUGCAAGUGGCUGACUCUUCCGGUCACACUAUAGGAAGGUACUGCGGGACGCAGAUUCCACCGGCCCUCACGUCGACGGGCGAAACGCUCUUCGUCAAUUUCCAAACAGAUGGCAACGUAGCGCACGAUGGCUUCCUGUCCACCUUCGACUUCGUCAACGCCAGCAGCAUCUGUGGUCGCGACUACUACCUGUCUGAAGGCGUCAUCCGGUCGCCGGGCUUUCCUGGCUCCUAUCCUUCAAGGCGUGACUGUUCCUGGAUAAUUCACGCACCGGAAGGACAGCAGAUACGUCUUAACUUCACCACGUUCGACAUUGAAGGUCCACCCUGCAGAUACGACUAUCUGGAGAUACGAAAUGGCGUAGAACCUGCAGCACCGAUUGCCGGCCAGUAUUGCGCGCGAGAACCACCGCAGGGAUUCAUUUCCUACACCAACGUUCUCCGACUUCGCUUCGUCAGCGACGACUCUGUGUCCGGAGCUGGAUUCGAGGUCAGCUACGACACGGCGCUUACUGGUUGCGGAGGCGUUGCAUCCGGUACGUCGGGCCACAUCACGUCACCCAACUACCCACAGCCCUACGGUCACAACGCCGACUGCAGCUGGACCAUAAAGGUUUCACAAGGUUCUGUCAUCUCUAUUGUUGUCGUCGAUGUUGAUAUCGAACAACAUGCUGAGUGCAACUACGACUUCCUUGAGCUCUAUGACGGUCCGUCGAUGGCAUCACCACGCCUUGCACGUCUGUGCAACACCCCCCAGAUGGCCAUACACUAUCAGUCCACGGAUUCCACAAUGUUCCUGAGGUUCCGUACAGACGCAAGCGCCGCUGGAAGAGGAUUUCACAUCGCGUACACCGCAGAGUGUAACAACGUCAUAAGAAACAAACGGCGGGGAGUCAUCGAGAGCCCCGGCUUCCCGAACUCCUACGCGCACAACUACAACUGCACAUGGGGCAUUAAGGCCCCCAUGGGACACAACAUAUCCAUGGCCUUCUCUCAUUUUCACUUGGAGACCCAUCCCAACUGCGAUUACGAUUACCUUGAAGUCAACGAGUCAACGUCAGCAGAACACGACGGUCCUCCCACAAGAAAUCGCAACUUGGCCCGCUUGUGUGGGGAUCGAAUUCCUUCAAUUAUCACGUCCACCGGUAACGUCGUCAGAGUUAGGUUCAUCACGGACCAGAGUAACAGCAUGGAGGGCUUCCGUCUCGAGUACGCCUGGCAAGGAUGCGGCGGCGAAUUGCGCAAGACCUACGGUACUAUCCAGACGCCCAACUAUCCCAACGGCUAUCCGCCAAACACGGAGUGCAUCUGGAACAUCCGGUUGACGCCAGGAAGAAGAAUAGAGCUCACUUUCCACGACUUUCAUAUGGAGAGCGUGCACGGCUGCAGUUUCGACUUCGUCCGGGUCUACGGCGGCCCAGAUGUUACUUCGCCAUUGAUAACCGAAUUGUGCGAGUCUGGAAGCUCUUCGCAAGUAGUUACGUCGACGGGCCACACCAUGACAGUUCAUUUCCGAAGCGACUCUUCCAUCUCCGGUCUAGGGUUCAGCGCAACCUACACCACACGACAGGGAGGCUGUGGUGGUAGGUUCAGCACAACGUCCACCACGUUCGUCACGUCUCCAAACUACCCUGCCAACUACGAUGCCCACGACGAUUGCCUCUGGGCUUUGACGACGGCUAAGGGUCACGUCGUCAUGCUCAACUUCCUCGACUUUGACAUGCCGCAGUCCACAAACUGUUCGCAGAGCUAUCUGUUGGUGAGCGAGCUCGUCAAUGGAGUGACUACCCAAAUCCUGAAACAUUGCGGUGGAAGCCUUCCAGAGCCUCCUCUCAUUCGAAGCACGGGCAAUAGGCUCACUCUACGACUUAAAGGGGAUGGCCUGUCGGCAGGACGUGGAUUCAAGGCGAACUUCACGCAAGGUUGUGGAGCUACAGUGAACGUCGAUGUACCCGGCGCUAUUACCUCCUUCAACUACCCACACUACAGCACAUUACCAGGAGCCUCCAACUGCUCGUGGCUUCUCAUAACGAACGUCACCGGCGAGAAGGUGUCACUGAGAAUAACACACAUCGAAACAGCGAUGCAAGAAUGCUCUCGCUCGAGCGUCACCAUACGGAACGGGCCUAAUCCUGAUUCGCCAAUCCUGGACACUUUAUGUUACCGGUCCGUCCCUCCUACGUUCACUUCCACCGGUUCUGCAUUGUACGUACAGUCUAACUCCGCUAUCUUCAGGGCCGUUUACUCUGCCUUCACUGCAUUCUGCGGAGGAACUCUGGAAGGUGAUCAUGGGUACUUUGCAUCGCCUGGGCACCCGUACAGCUAUCCGACUUCUCAAGACUGCGUCUGGACGAUAAAGGCGUCGGCGGGCAACUUUUUCCAGCUCUCUGUGCUGCAACUCGACAUCGAAGCGAGCGAGUAUUGCGGCAAAGACUACCUCGAGAUCCGCGAAACCAACAUAGAUGGCGCUCUUCUGGGGCGUUUCUGUGGUUCCGAUCCUCCAGCAAACCUCACCCAAGCUGCGGGAUUCUGGAUCAAGUUUCACUCCGACGAAGAAGGCACUGGCGUCGGAUUCAAAAUGGAAUUUUCUUUGGUAAGAGAUGUGAGUCUGGAGACAGAGAGUGGCCAGAUCGAGUCUCCGGGUUAUCCUAGACUCACCUGGAUCCACGGUCGCAUCACAUGGACCAUACGUGUUCCACCAGGCUUGUAUCCACGCAUCACGUUCGACAAUUUCUACAUCUUGUCAGAGGACUGCGAAAAGGCCUCUCUGCAGAUUUUCGAUGGUGGAGACACGGAGGCAUUAUCAGUUGGACGGUACUGCGACGCGCAAAACAUCGAACCUCUUCGCCUGCGCACAAGCUUGGCUGUGAUACGUUACCAGUGCACACGUUCUAACGCCAAGUUCAAGCUCCGAUGGGAAGCUGUUAACGAUACCUACUUCCCUGGCAUGGCACAUGAGACUGCAGGUUCGCUCUGUAGUAGAAAUAUCCUCCUCCAUAACGCUACCGAGAAGGCCAACAUCACCUCAAGAGGCUACCCGAGGAUGUACGAGGAAAACGUCAAUUGCACUUGGAUCGUCAUGGCUCCCCCAAAGCGAAGGGCUUCUUUCAAGAUUGAUGCCAUGUCUCUGAGAUCUGGUGAAGGAACAACAUGGAAUUGCUUUGCCGACACACUCAAGGUCUUCGACGUGACUCCCUGGACGAACGGCCCACAACGGCAGCUGCUCCUAUCUUGCGGAAUGCCGUCCACCCUCCCGCCACCUGUGUCUGGCUCGGGACAGUCCGUAAGGGUAGUGUUUGUGACGAGCCUCGCUUACGGUCGUACCAGGGGCACUGGUUUCACAGCUACAGUUUCUUCAGUCUGUGGGGGCAACGUCACAGAUACAUCUGGAGUCCUGGAAGACUCGGACAUUCUGCCUGGUGAAGUCGAUUGUCAGUGGCUCAUCAGUCCAGGUCGGCGACGCAAGUUGAAGCUCACUCUCGAGAGCUAUAACAUCCCUUCGAGCGAUGGUGUCUGCAGGGACAACGCUAUUCAGAUUUUGAAUGGUGGUUAUGAGGACUCUCCUCCUUUGGGACAAGGAAGGUUUUGCGGUACCAGCUCCUCAGAUGUGACCCUGCCAGAAACGACUUCGGAUAAAGCAUUCGUCAUCUUCCGAUCAUCUGUAGGUGGAGCGCGUUUCAGGCUGCGCUGGGAAGAAGCAUUGACCGACUGUGGUGGCAGGGUUGAACUGACCACAGAAAGUCCGCAGCACGAGUUCCAUUCACCAGGGUACCCUCACCAGGGACCUCCACAUAGCACAGAAUGCUAUUGGCUCCUUCAGGCUCCGCCAGGAAAACGAAUCGUGGUUGACUUUCCUACAGAGCUCCACAUGCGACAGGGAUGUCGUAACGAAGGCGCCAUGACAGACUUCGUGCGAGUGUUGGAUGGCGGCACGGAAGUGAGUCCUGAACUGGGCACCUUCUGUGGCGAACAGCGUGUUGGGGGCGUUACCUCCACCGGGAACUUAGUCCUUGUGCAAUUCGUCCAAACGGGUAGCGGUGAUAACUACGCCGGAUUCACUGCCACUGCAAGGAUUGGUGAAUGCGGUGGAACCGUGUGGGGAGGUUCAAUUCCGGAACUAAUCCAGAAGUUGCGGUCAGGUGUCGCAUUCGACUGCGAAUGGCAACUGAUUGGAGCGGUAUCCGGUGCCGGAGUCAGGUUCAGGGUGAGCUACCUCUCCCUGCCAGAGAGUCCGGGAUGCUCAGGUGAUGACUACUUCGAAGUAAGGGAAGGCAACGCUACAGGACCCGUUCUAUCUCGCAUAUGUGGGGCUAAUCAGUCGAUUGACGUGUCGCCGAGAGACAACAAGCUAUUCGUCCAUGUAAAGACAAGGGGAGCUCCCCCGCUAAGCCCGGCGUUCAGGCUUCAUCUGUUUUUCCUAGGGAGAGCUUGCGGGGGUACUCUGGCGGCCACCGAAGGAGACUUCCAGACGCCGGGUUUCCCAGCACCGAUGCCAGUUCGCACUGCCUGCCGUUGGGCCCUCAAUGCAGCUGCGGGACGACGGAUCACCGUGAAUUUCCUGGAGGGUGAUAUCUCCAACUGCGACAGCACACUGACGCUUACAGACGGGAUAUUAACACUGCAAGUUCCAUGCAACACUUCCUUCCCGUACGUGUACGAGUCCUUCACCUCCCGACUUCUGGUAACGAUGCUGUCACCGAGACUAUCCACUGUGCACGGCUUCAGAGCUCACUACGACUCAGCGAAGGAGCUGCCAUGUUACCAGACUCCCGAAGAGCCGAGCGGGACGCUCGUUCCGACAGCAGAAGCUCUGCAAGCCAGACCUUCCAUGUGUACCUGGAGGUUCCCGCUCAGCCCCAAUGUCACUCUGGCUUACACAGUCGUCGGCGUCAACGUCACAGCUCCUAAUGUCGGCUGCAAAGAAGAAUACUUUAAGGGUGACGACGCGAUUUGCGAACGUGGCAAGAGCGGAAGAAGCCUGAUGCGGUACGCUGCCACGGAACUGACUUACGUCAAGAAGCAUUCGCAGCCUUCAGGCGGGAUCAACGCAACCUACAAAAUUAAUGAAUGUGGAGGAUGGAUCAGUGUGCAGGAAACUCCAUCAUUUUUCACCUCUCCCGCGUACCCGGAUCAGUAUACUCGUAACGCAGAUUGUAUGUGGACACUCGACCCAGCCUUGUGGAACGCACAAGUGGAGCUCAACUUUACAAGUUUCGAACUGGAAAACGACUGCUCCAAGGACUAUGUGGAUAUCUUCAGUGGAACGCACGUCAGGUCGCCCAGCAUCGACAAAUAUUGUGGUACCAGGAGACCCCCUCUGCUUCGGGGCAGGCAAUUCGCAGUCAUCUUUCACUCGGAUGGCGAUGGUGCUGCCGCGGGAUUCAACUUUACCGUGUCUCUCUCGGGACAGCCUUGUGGAGGGCUCUUACACGUACGAAACGUGAUCACGCUGGAGUCACCCAGGUACCCAUCAGCCUACCCAGCCAACGCCGAAUGCGACUGGGUACUCGACGGCCAGAGGGGCCAUCGGGUCAACAUCACAUUUACAGGUCGCUUCGAUAUUCAGCAGUCCGCCAGCUGCGCCAGGGACUAUAUUCAGAUUUUCAACGACGUAGACGGAUCUUGGACGUCCCCCGUCAAGUACUGUGGCUUGACUAACCCGCCAACGUUUGUGAGCACUUCCCACAGAGCUCGGCUUCUUUUCCGUUCCGAUGCAAGCUUGCAGGGUGAUGGAUUCAAAGCUGUCGUUACCUUAGCUUGCGGAGACAAUUACACGGAUCCCAUGGGAGACAUCACAUCACCGCGCUAUCCGAACGAGUACGAAGGGAACCUCAACUGCGACUACCUCAUCGUCGUUCCUCAAGGAUCUCACGUCGAAAUCACGUUUGAUCCACAGUUCGACAUUGAACAAUGGGAAGACUGCCGUUACGAUAGCCUCACAUUGUACGAGGGACCGACGGACAGUUCUCGUCAGCUCCUACGCACCUGUGGGAAGCAAGCCCCUGGAAACCUUACGGUGUCUUCGUCCGUCCUCGUCCGCUUCAAGACCGACUGGAGCGUCUCUGGCAAGGGAUUCGCGUUGUUCUACAGGGUGCUCACCUGCGGCGGCAACCUCACUGGACCCAUUGGUACCUUUGGAACUGAGCCGGGUAGUAUUCAAAAUCCAUGCUUUUGGUACAUUUCUGUGGAUCCAGGCCACGCCGUCGAGAUACGUUUCCUCUCUCUGCGUGGAGGAUGGGGCUCCUCGCAAGCCCAGUGCUCUUCCACGGACCUUGUCAGCGGCGUUCUUGUAUAUGACGGAAACGGGACCAGGAGCCAACUCUUGUACGCCUACUGCGGUCGCACAGAUCAAUCACCCAUCACAAUCAGUACUAGCAACAGCGCCGUCGUUGUGGUCGAAAACAGGUACAACCAGCGGAACAACGUCGUAGGAUUCAGGGCUCUUUACAGAGCCACACUGGGCCCUCUUCAGGGCUGCGGUGGAACCGUUCGCAUGGGUGACACAGGUCGUGUCAACGUCCGCUGGCCACAAACGGAUGGAAGCCAGUACCCGCCCGACGUGAACUGUGUCUGGCGCGUCCUUGGAAGUCCAGGAAAGACCCUGCGGGUGAACUUCACAGAAUUCCAGCUUCAACAAAGCAACGAUUCAACCUGUACUAAUGACGUCGUCGAGGUGUGGGACACACUGCUCAGCCGCGACUUCUCCAGGCAACGUUUCUGCGGCUCCACCGUGCCUCCUAGCAUUCUCAUGGCAGGAAAUAUCCUCUCCUUAAGAUUCAGCAGCGACCAUGCCGUGUCCGGCACCGGCUUCAAAGCUGUCGUCACUCAAGAAGCGCCCCUGUGCGGUGGGGAUUUGACAAUAGCGGCAACGGCGAAUGUAGUGUCGAGUCCUGGUUUCCCAUCAGGAGCUGCUUCAGGGACUCAGUGUGCGUGGAACUUAGCAGACGAUGUCGUCAUCCACUUCACGAGCUUCCACAUCCCCUGCGAAAUGGGCGCUUCACUCACCAUCGUUUCUAUCAACCAAGAGGAAAAGUCGAAGACGUUUUGUGGUGACAGCAUACCACACCAGUACCAGACGGUUCACAUGCCUCACAUGAACAGCAAGCGGCGAACCAUUGUCUUCAACGCCGGAUCAGCAGUCAACCAAUCCCGUUUCCAGUUCAACUACAGACGGCCCAUUAGUGAGAAUCGGACAUACACAUCGGACAGCGGCUCUGUCAUGAACUACUUGUACCCUAGGAGCUCGUACCUGGAAAAGCUGCCGCUCAUCAUCAAUAUAUCUCCGGUCACUCGAGGCGGAACCCUGAGUCUAUACUUCCUCCAUUUUACCAUUGGAAGUCCUCACAAUGGAACCUGUGCUAGAGAACGAAUGGAGGUACGCGAUGGUGAAACGACGAGCUCUAGGAUGUUGGCAACACUGUGCGGCCAUGCAAACCCGAACCCAUUGUUUUCAACCACCGACAGGGUCACCCUAGUUGUCGACAGGAAUCGUGAUACGAACAACUGGAGUCCCUACGCGACCUUUAGCAUCAUGUACAUCACCAGCACACAAGGCUCCGGUUGCGGAGGAAAUGUGACCCACACUGAAGGAGCGUUCUCUAGCCCUGGGUACCCCGAUGCCCUCCAGGAGGCCAAGACCUGUCGCUGGUACAUUGGUGUCCCUGGCCGAGAUCAAAUGACGCUGCGGUUCCAGGCCUUCUCACUCAACUCCACCGCCGGCUGCGACACCAAUUACGUGGAAAUUUACGAAGGCAACACGGAUCAAGAUGACAGUUUCGUCGUGCGGUACUGUGGUCAGGACCAUCCGGCACCAUACGAAUCUCGAGGAAACAAAAUUGUGGUGAAACUGGUGACAUCGGGACCACAGCCUGGGCAGGGGUUCUACGCUCUGUUCCGUGCCAACGUUCAAGAAACGCCAUCACAAGUUGAGUACGCGGUUGGAAAUCAGCCGUAAAAUAAUACCGUCAAACGGACAUUGCACAGAUCAUUAUUGUGAUAAUGUUUACCCCUUCAGUUUCACUAAAUCCAUUAUUUCUUUUCACCCCUUUCACCGAACCACAAGCACGCUCACUUUCGCUAUUCAACGGAAGCGCAGCAACUCGUCUGGCCACACAUGGGCAGCGAAAAACAAUGGCGGCGUGUUGAGUCAAUGAGGAUGUUGGAGAGCUGUUUGUUCAGACAUCAGUCGAGUAAUAAGUUAUUUAGAAUGAUACAGUGGUUCUUGCCGUUCGGUACAAGGCUUGAAACUCUCCAUACGUACAUUCCAUAACGUGUGUGUUAGUUAUGACGAAUGCGAGUUCGGAAACGCGGUCAGCAUAUUGAAGUCUACGUGCCAUGCACUUGUGUGGUGGCAGUUAAACCGUUUUCAGGGGUAAGUGCCUUACUUCUGGACGUAAUAUUGUACAAAAUGCGUGCCUCCCUUCCACACAGACAUGGGCAUCAUUUUUGAUACUUUAUAGACGGCCUGUGUUCCUCAAUGCUCAUCAUCUUGCUUGAACGUUUUCAUAUUAUGUUGAUGGCUUCUUUUUCGUUCAAUAAAAUAUGUUUCAUUUGCGUUA
Messenger RNA from Ornithodoros turicata, 11713 nucleotides. Its product is annotated as cubilin-like. The transcript is spliced from 67 exons. The record is from RefSeq and is a predicted model, not a curated record. Gene Ontology annotation, molecular function: calcium ion binding. NCBI's taxonomy places the organism in Eukaryota, Metazoa, Arthropoda, Arachnida, Ixodida, Argasidae. The coding region runs from base 46 to 11109 and encodes 3687 amino acids.